CAAACUUUCUCCACCAGCGAGUUCUCCGACUCAAAGCCUGCCCGACGAGGGCAACAGGGAAGCCGGUCAAUUUACUGGACAGCACUGCAGAGACUCGCUGACGUGGAAACAUGCCUCUGCGGUUGGACAUCAAGCGGAAGCUGACCGCUCGGUCUGACCGGGUGAAGAGUGCGGAUCUGCACCCCACUGAGCCCUGGAUGGUGGCUAGCCUCUACAGCGGCACUGUGGUGGUCUGGAACCAUGAGACACAGAUGAUGGUGAAAACCUUUGAACUGUGUGACCUGCCUGUCCGAGUAGCCAAGUUUGUAGCCAGGAAACACUGGGUCAUCGCUGGUGCCGAUGAUAUGCAGAUCCGGGUGUUUAAUUACAACACUCUGGAGCGAGUUCACAUGUUUGAGGCUCACUCUGACUACAUCCGCUGUAUCGUUGUCCACCCUACACAACCCUACAUCCUCACCAGCAGUGAUGACAUGUUGAUCAAGCUGUGGGACUGGGACAGAAAAUGGUUGUGUGGUCAAGUGUUUGAGGGACACACUCACUACGUCAUGCAGAUUGUCAUUAACCCCAAAGACAACAACCAGUUUGCCAGCGCCUCUCUGGACAGAACUGUUAAGGUGUGGCAGCUGGGCUCAAAGACUCCCAACUUCACUCUGGAGGGCCAUGAGAAGGGGGUGAACUGCAUUGAUUACUACAGCGGAGGAGACAAGCCCUACCUCAUUUCAGGGGCCGAUGACCGCCUGGUCAAGAUCUGGGAUUAUCAGAACAAAACCUGUGUUCAGACCCUGGAGGGUCACGCCCAGAAUGUGACCUGUGUCAGUUUCCAUCCUGAGCUGCCAAUCAUCCUUACAGGCUCUGAGGAUGGCACUGUUCGAGUGUGGCACUCCAACACCUACCGACUGGAAAACACACUCAACUAUAGCAUGGAGAGGGUGUGGUGUAUAUGUGGCCAGCCUGGCUCCAACAGUGUGGCUUUGGGCUAUGAUGAAGGCAGCAUCAUCAUCAAGCUGGGUCGGGAGGAGCCAGCCAUGUCCAUGGACUCCAGUGGGAAGAUCAUAUGGGCGCACCACUCUGAAGUGCAGCAGGCCAACCUGAAGUCCAUGGGGGAGACCAUGGGUGAGAUCAGAGAUGGAGAGAGGCUGCCGCUGGGUGUCAAAGACAUGGGCAGCUGUGAGAUCUUCCCUCAGACCAUCCAACACAGCCCUAACGGGAGAUUUGUAGUGGUGUGUGGAGAUGGGGAGUAUAUCAUCUACACUGCCAUGGCCCUGAGGAACAAGAGCUUUGGCUCAGCUCAAGAGUUUGUCUGGGCCCAUGAUUCUUCACAGUAUGCCAUAAGGGAAGGCAGCAGUAUGGUCAGAAUAUUUAAGAACUUCAAAGAGAAGAAGGCUUUUAAACCUGACUUUGGGACUGAAGGUAUCUUUGGUGGCUUCUUACUGGGCGUGAGGUCAAACAGUGGCUUGGCUUUCUACGACUGGGAGAGUGGUGAACUGAUCCGCCGUAUCGAGAUCCAACCUAAACAUAUCUUCUGGUCCGACUCUGGGGAGCUUGUGUGUAUCGGUACAGAUGAGUCGUUCUUUGUGCUGCGCUACAUACCGGAGAAAGUGGCAGCGGCCCAAGAGUCCAAGGAAGAGAUAACAGAGGAUGGGAUAGAAGGCGCCUUUGAGGUGCUGGGGGAAGUUCCAGAAAUAGUGAAGACAGGGGUUUGGGUGGGAGACUGCUUCAUCUACACCAGCUCUCUCAACAGACUAAACUACUAUGUUGGAGGAGAGAUCAUCACCAUUGCUCACUUGGACAGGACCAUGUAUCUGCUGGGCUACAUCCCCAAGGACGAUCGUCUCUACCUCGGAGACAAGGAGCUGAAUGUCAUCAGCUACUCCCUGCUGCUCUCAGUGCUGGAGUACCAGACAGCUGUCAUGAGGAGGGACUUCAGCACGGCCGACAAGGUUCUACCCACAAUCCCCAAGGAGCAGAGGGCCAGGGUGGCCAACUUUUUGGAGAAACAGGGCUUCAGACAGCAGGCCCUGGCUGUGACCACUGACCCAGAACACAAGUUUGAACUGGCCCUGCAGCUGGGAGAGCUCAAGAUAGCCUACCAACUGGCCUCAGAGGCAGAGUCAGAGCAGAAAUGGAAGCAGCUGGCAGAGCUCGCUACUACAAAGUGCCAGUUUAGCUUGGCUCAGGAGUGUCUGCACCAAGCUCAGGAUUAUGGGGGAUUACUGCUGUUGGCCACCGCCUCGGGCGACGCCAACAUGGUGGGAAAAUUGGCCGUUGGGGCAGAGAAGGAUGGGAAGACCAACGUGGCCUUUCUCACCUACUUCCUGCAGGGAAGAUUGGACAAAUGUCUGGACCUUCUCAUCGAAACAGAUCGGUUGCCAGAGGCAGCAUUUCUGGCAAGAACAUAUCUGCCCAGCCAUGUGUCAAGGGUGGUGAAGCUGUGGAAGGAGAGUCUGUCCAAGGUUAACCAGAAGGCAGCAGAUGCUCUGGCUGACCCCUCCCAGUAUAGCAACCUGUUCCCUGGCCUCCAGCAAGCCCUGCUGGCUGAGGAGUACCUGAAGGAGACUCACGUCAGGGUCAGGCCUGCUGCAGAAUACCCACUCAUCAUGCCAAAUGAGGACCGCAAUGUCCUGAAGGAAUCUGCAGCUUUUGUGCCCAAAGGAGAGAUCACUAAGCCAGAGGAAGUGUUGAAGAGCAUAAAUGAAAACGUCACGGUAGCAGCAGUGAUGGAGGCUGCACCUGCAGAAACCGCAGUAGUGGAGGAACCCAUCCCACUCAAACAGGAGAAUAUUAAUCCUGUUUCAGCAACCGAAGAAGAAUCCAUCCCAACAGCAGCAUCCUCUCUGCCUGUCACAGUAACAGAAGAGCAUGUUGAAGCAAAGCAAGCAAAAUCUGUGUCUUUUGAGGCGGACCCCAUCGCUAAAUCAGAGGAGGCAUCAGUCUCUGUAGAGGAAGACAGUUUGGAGUCCACCACAGAGAUUGGCCCCGAAGAGCCAGAGAUGGUUCAAUCCAGUCCCGUGGACGAUGUCAGAUCAUCAGCUGAGACAGAUGUUCAGGACGUUUCUCCAGCAACUGAUGCUGUGCCUGCUGCCUGUGUUUCUGAAACAUAUCUAAUCGAGACGAAAUCCGAAACCAUCAUGGCAACAGAAAAAACAUCAAGUGAGACUGUGGCAACAAAAACCAUAGCAACAGAGGAUGUCCAAGUCAGCACUGUUCUGAUAGGUGAUACAGAUGUAAGAGAAUCUAUAGAAAAUGAAGAAAUGCCUGUGUAUGAAGAGCCUGAAGAAGGUAUCAUCUCCUCAGCACCAACCAUCAUAGAUACAGCAGCAGUAGGGACUCUAGUUACUGAGGAACUUGUUGCAGAAACAGCAGCACUACCCGUCGCAGUAGAGGAACUCAUCUCCUUUGAAACCACAGCCAGUCCAGUGCCGGAUCUGCCUGUUCGAGUCCAAACUUUUCCAGAUUUGGCCCUUGAUCCACUGCUAGACCCACUGGAAGAUACAAUGCCAGCAUUGAAGCCAGUCCCAGCACAAGAACCAGAAAAAGAGGAACAAACCAAAGCACUCCCAGUAAAGCCUGAGGACAAUGUGGAGCCUGCUGUGCCUCUGCAGGCUGAGCCAGAGGUGUUAUCCCCUCUAGCAGCUCCCGCAGGGGAGGAGGAGGAGGAGCCAGAUCCUGAGGGAGCUGAGGAACUUGCAGAGGACCUCGAGGCAGAUAUGAAUGAUGAGACCCUGGAUGAUCUGGAUCUGGACAGUUUUGACCUAGAAGAUAUCGACACCACAGAUAUCAACCUGGAUGAGGAUUUUGAGUAAAUAGGGAAAGGAAUCUUUUGGGAGCCAAACUUUUCUGUUUUUCCAGUGACCAAAGAACACAAAAAUACCCUUCAGGUUACAUAAAAAGCAUUUGCUAUCUUGGUUGUGGACUGACAUGAUAUAAUAAGAACCUUGUCUGUUUUUUGUAAAUGUGUGGUACCAUAGGACUCCAAGAAGGUUUAAACUUAAAUUAGGCCACAAUGAGCCUUGAUUCACCAUUCUGACAUGUCCAGGCUGUAUUUAAACUGAUAUUUGAGACCAAACCAAUGUGGUGGCCUUCUGUACUAAAGGGGAAAUAAGGAUAAGAAGUAGAAAGGUGUGUGUUUGGAAAUAUGGGGUGUAUUACAGCCAGUUAAAAUACCCAGCUCAGACUGUUGUUGGUAAUGUUUUUUAUACUACACAUUUGCUAUUUCAACAAUACUGCAACCAUCAUGACAGCUGGGGUUAGUUCUUUCACAUCACUAAUAUCAGUUUACAAUAAAAAUCCAUAUUUUAGGGGUAGAAUUCUUUCCAUCUCUCAGUGAUGUAUACUUUACCAGCUGACUUUAUAUGCACCAGCAUGUAAUGAAGAAUUACUCAGUACCUGUUCUUCUUCCUCAUCCAAUAAAACACUACUGUUGGUCAGGGUCUUAUCCACGCCAUUUAGGAAUUCUUACUGUUUGAGUAUUGCUUUUAGUCUUAAAGGGAAACGUAACUAUUAAUUUCCUCUGACAUUCCUUUUAGUUAAUCAGAGCAGUAUUCUUGAAUUUCGAUCUGGGAUGAGGCUGCCUGUGUCAUUUUAAGUAUGCAUUAAAAAAUGUUGAACAAGCCCACAAUUUGGAGAAAUCCCCAUUUAGUUAUAUUCAGCCUUUAUUACCUCUUUGUUGAUUUCCUAAGUUUGGUGCAUGUUCACUUCUCUAAGCUGCUUGUAUUUGAUCAGAUACAGUAAACUCAUACACACAUACACAAUCUACAGAAUUUUUCUCUUCUAAGUGCCUUACGUGUGUUUUUGAUAGUACUGUCUAACCGGACUUAAAGUGAAAUAAAACAAGCUUCAGUCAAA
This is a messenger RNA of Perca fluviatilis (European perch), 4845 nucleotides long. RefSeq names its product coatomer subunit beta'-like. The transcript has 22 exons. Gene Ontology annotation, biological process: intra-Golgi vesicle-mediated transport; retrograde vesicle-mediated transport, Golgi to endoplasmic reticulum; intracellular protein transport. Gene Ontology annotation, molecular function: structural molecule activity; protein binding. The record is from RefSeq and is a predicted model, not a curated record. Gene Ontology annotation, cellular component: COPI vesicle coat. Bases 111 to 3803 code for a protein of 1230 amino acids. NCBI's taxonomy places the organism in Eukaryota, Metazoa, Chordata, Actinopteri, Perciformes, Percidae.